AUGUGUGUUGCCCCGGCCCGCGAUCACAAGACGGUGGCCGUCUGCUUUGCGCCAACGCCGCCGUUUGUCCUCGUCGACGUCCCUGGCGGCGAGACGUCUGUGGCGGAAGGCAUCUACGGAUACGAUGUAGAGCUGUGGGAGUAUCUUGUCGACGCUAUGGUCUCGCACCAGGCGGUCCAGAACGUGACCUUUGACCGUCAGCUCUGCUCAUGGCGCGAGAUGCUCAAUCGGACGGCGUCGGACUCGGAGGCUGUCAUCGGCCUCGGCGGCAUCACCAUCACCGGACAGAGGGCUGAGAGCCGCGACUUUACCCAUCCGUACUUUCACUCGGGUGUUGAGAUCAUGCUCCCUGCCCGCGAGACGGUGCCCGACUUUGGCCUUGUCUUCCAGCCCUUUACCCCGAGUCUCUGGAUCUCGGUUGUGGUCAUCAUCGGCAUCUCGGGUGUCUGCUUCUGGGCGCUGGAGCAUACGUACCAGCCCGAGGCCUUCCCACUCUCGCUCAUCCGGGGCGUUAAUGAGGGCACCUGGUUUGCUUGGUCCAUUGUGAGCGAGACCAAGGAGCACGACCUCAUCGGCAUGCCUGCACGAUUGUACUCGAUCGGCUUCACCUGGUUCGCCGUCGCCCUCGUCGCCGCGUACACAGCCUCGCUCACCGCCACUAUUGCUGCCGAGCAGCUCGACUCGCAGACCGGGACCACGCUCUCAGUCCUCCACAACAUUGCCGUCGCCACUGUCAUCGAUACCACCGCCGAAACCUUUGUUCUCGAGCGAGUCCGCGCCUCACGCCUCCUCAUCUACGCCACCGUCGACGAGGCGCUACAGGCGCUCACCGAUGGCCUCGCCAAGGCCUUGGUCUACGACGCCGCUGUCCUCGAGUACCUCAUCAACAAUGACGCCCGCGCGCGAUACGCUCGCCUCCUCGGCAAUCUGCAGACCUCGGAGCGCUUUGCGCUUGCCGUCUCGCGCGGCGUCCGAGGCCUCGCUGCCGCGCUCAACCUCGCCAUCCUCGACGCACUCGACGCCGGCGUGGUUGUCCAGCUCAACAACAAGUACUUUGGCAAGGCGUACCUUGACUCGGGCCUUGUGGAGCGGCUGACUGUGGAGCGGCUUGACUUUAACGCCCUGGCCGGCUCGUACGUCAUCAUGGCCGGCGCCAUGGCCGUGGCCAUUCUCUCGUAUCUCGGCUUGCGGGUUCUCAAGUUUUGCUGCUGA
Thecamonas trahens ATCC 50062 is the source of this 1212-nucleotide messenger RNA. Its product is annotated as bacterial extracellular solute-binding protein, family 3. Gene Ontology annotation, molecular function: ligand-gated monoatomic ion channel activity; signaling receptor activity. NCBI's taxonomy places the organism in Eukaryota, Apusomonadida, Apusomonadidae. The coding region runs from base 1 to 1212 and encodes 403 amino acids. Gene Ontology annotation, cellular component: plasma membrane. The transcript is spliced from 2 exons. The record is from RefSeq and is a predicted model, not a curated record.